This is a messenger RNA of Moneuplotes crassus, 1902 nucleotides long. The record is from the annotation of a GenBank genome assembly. Lineage: Eukaryota; Ciliophora; Spirotrichea; Euplotida; Euplotidae.
AUGGAGUCUAAUUUUAGCUUGACACAGAUGCGCUUAUCAGACUUGUGCAACAUCCUGCACUACUUGAGCAUCCCUGAUUUGAUGAGAGUACUAGCGACAUGCAAGAAGUUCUAUGGAUUCAGGCAUUCUAAUGAGAUAUGGAUCAAGGUUCUUGACUAUCAGCCAGCUCCUGUUCUAGCUGAGAGCAAGUGACUCACUGAAGAAGGAAUUGAUAGCUCUAAGGAAGCAAUCACUAUUCAAAAUAUCUUUCUUAGAAUCCCAGAUUUUUAUACAAAUUUAGUAAUAAAAGAAGGAAGUUCAGCCAUCGAUGUAGUCAAGUGUAUUAGAGAACUCGUUAUGAAUAAUGAGAAUAAGGUGAUUGGUCUUGAGGGUCUGAAGAGUUCAUCGCAUGAUUAUGAUCAGACAAUUCAAAGAACUCUUGACUCCUCUCAGUAUAAUUUCUGGAGUUCUGAAGGGUCAGGAAUUGUUGCUGAUACUGAAUGGCUACUUUAUAAGAUGAAGAAUGGGCCUUCAUUGAUAUCUUCUGUGAUGAUUAUGCCUGUACGUUUAUCGGGAUCAUGAUAUGCUCCAUCACAAGUCAGGUUCAAAGUUGGAUUCCAUAAGGAUCAAUAUCAUUAUACAUCUCCUUUAUUCAAAGUAAAGAAUGAAGAAUCUGAUCAAAUUUUCUAUUGAAUGCCAGAUUUAGUUGUUGGUACAUUUAUAAAAGUUGAGUUUUAUGGAAAGCCUGGCAUGCAAAAUAUUGAUAGAAGAUACUACAUAGCUUUGCGUAAUUUAAGUUGUCAAGGAUACCAACUUGAUCCAACUACCACUCCUCCUGAAGCAUUGCCUACUUUACUCAACAUUUGUACCAAUUGUUCAAUUCUGGAGGAUUCGUUAGCUGAUGAAUUUGAGAAUUCUGAGAGAAUCCUGAUUUCCAUGGUUAAAGGAGAGACUUCACUUUCUGAUUUUUCCGACCAAAUUAUGAAAGACCUUAGAUUAUGGGCUUUCGAACGUAGGACUGUGUUACUUCAAAGCUCUAGAGUUAUGGAUCAUUUAGAUACAUUCCGCAUUUUCCAGGCUGGUAUUAUUCCAUUAACUCAGAAAGAUAUGUUUUGAGAAGGCCAAAGCAGACUUAGUUUGAUCGAGCUGAUCCUCGGUGUCCUCAAGCGAAGUGAAGAACAAAACAAUUUUUUGGAUAAAAUGAACACAGAGAUCUUCCUAAAGAUGGUAUUUAAAUGUGCGGAAGAUCUAUCUUCAAGUAAUGAGCAGAUAUUUGUCCAUUCUUCUUCAGAGUCUUUACUUCCAGGAAGCUACUCAAGACCUUUCUUUACAGGAGAAUUAACAAGUUUGGACUACAUUUUGGAAUAUGCUCAGAAGCAAAGGUUCAAGUUCUUCCCUUAUCCGGGCUUGAUUGAGGAAUAUUUUAAGUACGAUAAUGAACUUCCCGAUCCCUCGAUUUCAAAGAAAAAAUGAGCAAUGAGUGAUGAAGAGAGUAAAGACAGUAGUAGUAUUAAUCUUAACUACAUCAAGCAUAUCUUGUUACAGGCAAUGGGAUUCAUCUUUGAAGACUUCAAGUUUGUGUUGAACUCUCCAGAUCUUUCCUGAAGCGAUUUGUUCUAUUGCCUUGUGAAUACAGCCAAGCUAGCCUUCGGUGAAGAGACAUCAAUGGAUGAUAGCAACUCUGAUAUAAUAGAAAUGGAUACUGAAGAGCGAAAGAUGGCUUAUUCUAGCGCUCUACCAGUGAAUGCAUCCAUAAUCUCUAUUGCUAUAAAAUCUUUCUUCGAGAAAAACCCAGGAGUCCAAAAAGAAGAUUUGGUUGCAAAGAUUACCGAAGGAUUUGAGUACAACUUAUUCUCUACUAAAGCGGGAGAAUUUAUGGAAAAGUUGAGUGCUGAGUUAAUAUAGUAAAAAAAGGUGAUUCAA